This is a messenger RNA of Symbiodinium natans, 1590 nucleotides long. Lineage: Eukaryota; Dinophyceae; Suessiales; Symbiodiniaceae. The record is from the annotation of a GenBank genome assembly.
AUGGUCAACGUCCGCAUGUCCCGGCGCGCUGGGUCUAUCAUCCGCGUCGUCGCGGACCGCGCGCUGGAGGCGGGGGAGGAGCUCUUCACCUCAUACGGUUCGCAGGAUUGGUUCCUGGACCGUCACCUGCACGCAGCCCCCAUGGACUCAAACCAGACACAUGCAGGCGAGGAGAACUGCAGCCUCACUCCUCACACGCUACCCGCCACCGCCGUCUGCGCGACGACCACAGGUCCGGAUCCGUCCAGUGAGGGUGUGCUGGCCCAGUACCCUGUGGAGGCAGGCACCGUGCUCUCCAGUCCGAUGUUCGCCUUUGAUCGGACUUACGUCUCCGGAGCUCCGGACCUGCUGGCAAGCUGCGCCGGCCAUCCGGAUCUCGACCUGCUGGUGCUCCCCAUCCUCUUCCCGGGCGCGCUGGCUCACGAAUCAAGCUCUGCCAACGUGGCUGCGUCGGUGCACCUGGAGAGUUCAGCAGCCGAGCUGUCCGCCUACCAGAUCUGCGAUCGCGCGGCUCCCCUUGGCUCAUUCCGCCUAACUGCCCUGAAGAACAUCACCGCAGGGGAGCGCCUCGUGGUCGCCGCCUUCGACCUUCCCGGGAGCCCUGGAGCACGGCUUGCGGCCGUGGGCGGCGUUUGGCCCGAGCACUGGAUGUCGACGUCUGUGGCCCAGUCGCGGCUGGCCGCGGCGCAGGAGGGCGUUGCUGUAGCCCAGUUCCAGCACGCGGAAGCCCUCCGGCUGGGAGGUGGAGAUGCCCCAGCAGCCCUGGAGUGGUACCGGAAAGCAGCCGACCAGGGCCACACGGAAGCACAGCUGCGCACGGGCAGCCUGCUACAUCGGGAGUUGCGCCAGCUGGCUGACAGGAAGGACGCAAGGAUGGAGAAGGCGGUGCAGGAGGUGUACCAGUACUACACCCAAGCUGCUUCUGGUGGUUGCGUCAAAGCGCAGCUCCUUUUGGCCGAGCUCUGCAUGGAUGGCAAGUUCAUGGAGGUCAACCGGACUUGUAGUGCCACAUGGGCCCGUCGGUCCCUGGAAAGCGGCGCGGCGCGCACGUCGCUCUUCGCGGAGACCUUCUUCGAGCUUGCCUCGAGCUUCCUGGAGGGAACACAUGGCCCGGUGGACCAGGCGCCUGCUUUCUUCUGGCUGCAGGUCGCCGCUGAGGCAGGGUCUGCCCAGGCCCAGUAUACGCUGGGCAGGGAGCUGAUGGAGGACCUGGAAGGGGCCACCGGAAAUGAAUUUGCCGCUCAGUGGUUGCAGAGGGCCGCCGAGCAGGGCCACGAGGAAGACCUCGUGGAAGCAUCGGCUUUUGGAGGCUUGGAUUCGCGAAGCCUUUGCCAGGAGGCGCAGUUCUUGCUCGGGGUGGCCUUGGCCGCUAUGCUUGAUUUUGGACAAAUGUGUCAUUCUUGGAUGCAAAGGGUGGCCCAGAGCUUGCUGCUAUUCGUCACAGCCCUAAGCUUCCUGGACCCCACGAAGCUCUACUCAGCACGCCGACAGGCCAUGGGCCAAGGCCUGCCCCAGAAUGAUUCCGCGGCCGCACAGUGGUUCGGACUCGCCGCCGAGCGAGGCAGUGGUUCGAGGGCUCGAGGACUCUAG